AUACUUGAGGACUAUCUGCUGGUGGAAGAUGAGCCCCUGCUGGAGGAGAUAGCUGAGGAGGAUGAAGAGCUCAACCUAUACAAUGACAUGACUUUUGGGUUAGACCAAGACUCUGCUGAAGAGGACACUGUGAAUCUCCUGAUGCCUCCAGAGAUGGGCCCUGAGCUGGCUGAAGAGGUGGCAGAGGAGACUGAGGUGAUGGAGCAACAGGGACCUGGAGUGGCAGAGGAGCUAGGAGAACCCCAGGAGGAAGGUGGGAUGGAGCCAGAGGUUGAGCAGAUUGACUUUGAGUUGGAGGAAGAGGAGGAGCUGGAGGCUGAGGAGCAGGAGGAAGACCAGGAACCCUGUGAGGAGCCCAAUGACCUGGGAGACCCGGCGGUGAUGAGAGCCGUGCAGAGCAAACCCACGCUGGAGAGCCAGGACUCAGCGGUGCUGGACAGCAGGAUUGGUCCUUGCUGGGCUGAGUUCAGCAAAGACGACGUGUUGGCGAUGGACCCUGCAGCAUGGGGCUCCUGCCCCGGCAGCAUCCCACCCCACCACGUGCUGGAGCAGGACAAAGCCAUCUUGCAUGUCCUGGAGAGGCCCCCACUGUCCUCCAACGUGGCCCUUGACUUCCUCAGCUCCCCCGUCCAGAGGGGCUACAGGGGUUCUCCUCGGCUCAAGCACCCCAACCUGAGGCUGAUGUCCCCCAAGUCCUUCUCCCAGCACUUUCUCCAGCAGUCUCCUCUGAUGCCUCCAUGCUCCCCUCAGCCCUUCACACUGGGCCACAGACCUUCUCCGCUCUUUGCUUCAAGCCAGAGCAUGGGGUACGGGUCUCCAAGCCCUUUCCGGCCCGUGUCGCCCAGCGUCAGCAGCCCGCCGCGGCCUCUUGCCAUGCACUUCGGCCCCAUGUCUCCUUCUUUGGACCCUGUUCUCUUCAGCCCAGCAGCCAGCAACCAGCUGAACCUCAGCACAGCCACUGCCAUGACCCAGCUGCACCCGCUGCACCAGCGGAUCCUGACGCAGCGGCAGGGGGGGGGGGGGGGCAUCUCCCCCAAGAAGCUGUGGUUCUUGAAGGCAGACCCGUAUGGCGGGCUGAUGGCUUCCAAGGAGAAGGAUUGGGUCAUCAAGGUGCAGAUGAUCCAGCUGCAGAGCGAGAACACGGAUGACGACUACUACUACCAGACCUACUACCACCACCUGGAGCGCAAGCAGGCCGAGGAGCCACUGGGUGGGCGCAACAAGCAGGAGCCCCCCAAGCUGGUGACGCCAUUCAUCCAGAAAGUGGAGACGUACGACUCCGUGGUGCGCAUCGCCGGCUCGCUGGGCCAGGUUGCGGUCUCCACUUGCUACAGCCCUCGCCGGGCCAUUGACGCCGUGCACCACGCCCACGUGGAGGAGGCCACGGGGAGCCACCGGCUUCGGGCUCUGCACAGGAUUGAGAAGCUCUUUGUGCAGCUGCUGGAGGUGGAGGAGGUGGAGCGGAAGAUGCCCAUGACCCCAGAGGAGCAGCAGAAGAACCACAAAGUGGAGACCAUCUACCAAGCCUUGAAAAUCGGGGCUUGCAGAAGCCAAGAGGAGGCAGAGGAUGAGUUCCUGCAACUCCUCUGUGUGCGGAAGGGCAAGAAGCUCGUGGCCCGGCUGCUGCCCCACCUGAGCCAGGAGCAAGCGGAGAAGAUCCUGCUGACCAUCGCCCACCACCUGCCCUUCCUCAUGAAGAAGGAUGUGUUGGAUGAGUCUCUCCCCGUGCUCUACAGCCCAUUGAAUGAGGUGGUGGGCAGGAUGACCUUCAGCAAACUCAUUGAGGUACUGCAGAAGAUGACCAGGCCUCUACCAGAGUUUCUUGAGCUGCCCCUCACCAUGGCCUUGAAGAACCAGUUUGGGAUCUCCUUGCUCUACUACCUACUGAGCCAUGGCGAGAGGCUGCUGUCCUCUGACCUGCCCCUGGAGCCAUGUGGUGGGGACUUCGAGAUGUGGACUGACAUGGUGUUCCUGGUUGCCCGGGAGCUAUCAAGAGUCCCCAAGGACUUGCUGGUGGAGCCUCUCUUCUUGCCCAGCAACCUUCUCUCGCUCUUCUGUCGCUAUCUGGACAAGCAGACCAUCCACAACCUGGAAGCCAAGAUGGAGUGCUCCCUGCUGCAGUUGGAGGCUGCCGUGCCACGCUGA
Molecule: messenger RNA, 2145 nt
Organism: Merops nubicus (carmine bee-eater)
Lineage: Eukaryota; Metazoa; Chordata; Aves; Coraciiformes; Meropidae
Gene: PATL2
Product: protein associated with topoisomerase II homolog 2 (yeast)
Exons: 18
Biological process (GO): deadenylation-dependent decapping of nuclear-transcribed mRNA; P-body assembly
Cellular component (GO): P-body
Molecular function (GO): RNA binding
Source: RefSeq, a predicted model, not a curated record